Canis lupus familiaris (dog) is the source of this 2149-nucleotide messenger RNA. RefSeq names its product cap binding complex dependent translation initiation factor (gene CTIF). Lineage: Eukaryota; Metazoa; Chordata; Mammalia; Carnivora; Canidae. Gene Ontology annotation, biological process: regulation of translational initiation. Gene Ontology annotation, molecular function: RNA binding; translation activator activity; protein binding. The record is from RefSeq and is a predicted model, not a curated record. Gene Ontology annotation, cellular component: cytosol.
CCUCCCUCCUCCCCUCGCGGCUGGGUCUGCGCUGGGGCGCCCGGUCCCCUCCGCAGCCGGGACGCGCGGAACUCGCGGCAGGAGUCGGUCUCGGAGCCUCCUCCCUCCCUUCCCCUUCCCUGCCCCCUUCCCCCACCCCGCCUCGGACCCGGAGCGGCGGCCGGAGGAGCCCGAGCCCCCACGCCGCCCCUGAGCUGGAGGGAUGGAGAACUCAUCCGCCGCGUCGGCCUCGUCUGAGGCUGGGAACAGCCGCUCCCAGGAGAUCGAGGAGCUGGAGCGCUUCAUCGACAGCUAUGUGCUGGAGUACCAGGUGCAGGGGCUGCUGGCUGACAAGACGGAGGGAGACGGCGAGAGCGAGCAGACGCAGUCCCACAUCUCCCAGUGGACAGCAGACUGCAGUGAGCAGCUGGACAGCAGCUGUUCCUUCUCCCGAGGGCGAGCCCCCCCACAGCAGAACGGCAGCAAAGACAACUCUCUGGACAUGCUGGGCACGGAUAUCUGGGCUGCCAACACCUUUGAUUCCUUCAGUGGUGCCACCUGGGACCUGCAGCCCGAAAAGCUGGACUUCACCCAGUUCCACCGGAAGCUGAGACACACGCCCAAGCAGCCCCUGCCGCACAUCGACCGGGAAGGGUGUGGAAAGGGGAAGCUAGAAGAUGGGGAUGGGAUCAACCUGAAUGACAUCGAGAAGGUCCUCCCAGCCUGGCAGGGCUACCACCCGAUGCCCCACGAGGUGGAGAUCGCCCACACGAAGAAGCUGUUUCGGAGGCGGAGAAAUGACCGAAGACGGCAGCAGAGACCUCCAGGAGGGAACAAGCCCCAGCAGCACAGUGACCACCAGCCGGGCAGUGCCAAACACAACAGGGACCACCAGAAAUCCUACCAGGGGGGCUCGGUGCCCCACUCCUCAGGAAGGCCCACCCAUCACGGCUACAGCCAGAACCGGCGCUGGCACCAUAGCAACAUGAAGCACCCACCGGGCGACAAGGGGGAGGCAGGCGCCCACCGCAAUGCCAAAGAGACCGUGACCAUGGAGAGCCCCAAACUUGAGGACGCCCUGGGGGACACUGGGCACGGCGGCCUUGAGCCCCCCCGCAGCCCUGAUGCCCCCACCCCAGGGGCUCCUGAAAGGCUGCCCCCGCAGCAGCCAGGGGGUCCGGAGGCUGAGACAAAGCGUAAAGACAGUAUUAUUCCCGAGCGCAUCGGGGAGCGGCCCAAAAUUACCCUGCUCCAGUCUUCCAAAGACAGGCUGCGGCGAAGGCUGAAAGAAAAGGACGAAGUGGCCGUGGAGACCACCAACCCUCAGCAGAACAAGAUGGACAAGUUGAUUGAGAUCCUGAACAGCAUGCGGAACAACAGCAGUGACGUGGACACCAAGCUCACCACCUUCAUGGAGGAGGCCCAGAACUCGACCAACUCUGAGGAGAUGCUGGGGGAGAUCGUCCGGACCAUCUACCAGAAGGCUGUGUCUGACCGCAGCUUCGCCUUCACGGCCGCCAAGCUGUGUGACAAGAUGGCACUCUUCAUGGUGGAGGGGACCAAGUUCCGGAGCCUGCUUCUCAACAUGCUUCAGAAGGACUUCACAGUGCGGGAGGAGCUUCAACAGCAGGAUGUGGAGCGCUGGCUUGGCUUCAUCACCUUUCUGUGUGAAGUGUUCGGGACCAUGCGCAGCAGCACAGGCGAGCCCUUCCGUGUGCUCGUCUGCCCCAUCUACACCUGCCUCAGGGAGCUCUUGCAAUCUCAGGACGUGAAGGAAGACGCCGUCCUGUGCUGCUCGAUGGAGCUGCAGAGCACAGGCCGGCUGCUGGAGGAGCAGCUGCCCGAGAUGAUGACCGAGCUCCUGGCCAGCGCCCGCGACAAGAUGCUGUGCCCCUCGGAGUCGAUGCUGACGCGGUCGCUGCUGCUGGAGGUCAUCGAGCUCCAUGCCAACAGCUGGAACCCUCUGACGCCCCCCAUCACGCAGUACUACAACAGAACCAUCCAGAAACUGACAGCCUGACAGCCAGGGGGCCUGGCGGGCGGCCCGCGGGCAGCUGGGGCCCUGGUACACGGGGCCAGAUGGACAGGCGGGAGGACAGGGGUGGCCCUGGCGGGAGAAAGAAAUGGGGAGGAAGCAGGCAGUGCCGGCGGCCGGUCUGGAGCCAGACAG